AUGAUUUUGACAGCCACUCUCCUGAUGAUUACCAUUCACAGCUCUUAUUCAGAUGACUUCUGUUAUAACGAGCAUCAUUGUGAUCCUUACGCAUGGGGCGACACGUUCCCGUCCUGCCACCCACUGCUUGAAGAGCAUCACUCUCCAAUCAAUCUGGACUAUCAGAUGAGCAGAAAUGAAUCACUGGGAGCGUUACAUCUCGAGGGCUUUGAUACUGUUCAGACAGGCCACUGGACGCUGAAAAACAACGGCCACUCUGUUGUUCUGCAGGUGGGCAGUGGCAUGUCGGUGAGUGGCGGAGGCCUCCCGGGGGUGUACCACACCAUCCAGCUGCAUUUCCACUGGGGAAGCCUGUCCACCAACGGCUCCGAGCACACUGUGGACAGACGCAGAUAUCCAAUGGAGAUGCACAUAGUCAACAUGAAGUCUAUUCAUCCAAAUGUGUCAGCUGCCUUGGAGGAUCCAACAGGCCUUGCUGUUCUUGGAUUCUUUGUUGAUGUUGUUUAUGCAGACAAUGUACACUUGGGACACAUAACACGGAAACUCUCCUCUGUCGCUUAUAAAGGCCAAGCAACCUCCGUCAAGCCAUUUCCACUGAUCAGCCUUUUGCCAGAGCACAACAUGAGCCAGUAUUACCGUUACCACGGCAGCCUCACCACCCCUCCAUGUUCUCCAGUGGUCAUAUGGACUCUGUAUGAGGUGCCCAUCUAUGCAUCCUGGUCACAACUCGAGCAGUUUGCCUCAGAAAUGUACUCCACAGAGGAAGGUGAGGAAGACGAGAAACCUCUGCACAACAACUUCCGACACAUCCAUCCGACCUUCAGCCGCUCUGUCUACGCAUCCAGAGACGCCAAGCUCCUGCUGGGGAGGGCUGCUCCCCCCCUCAGCUCAGCUCUGCCGACGCACGUCUUUCAAAUCACUCUGCUUGGAGGCCUCAUCUACGGACUUUAG
Molecule: messenger RNA, 951 nt
Organism: Myripristis murdjan (pinecone soldierfish)
Lineage: Eukaryota; Metazoa; Chordata; Actinopteri; Holocentriformes; Holocentridae
Gene: car15
Product: carbonic anhydrase 15
Exons: 8
Coding region: 1-951 (316 amino acids)
Cellular component (GO): plasma membrane
Molecular function (GO): carbonate dehydratase activity; zinc ion binding
Source: RefSeq, a predicted model, not a curated record